AUUAUUUCUCCAACCCUUUCCCCUCUCUUUCUCUCUCUCAUCUACCCUCUCUCUAAAAGACUGGAUACAGAACGAGGAAAACAAACACCCGAAAAGAAAGGAAGAAGAGGAGAAGAACACCAAACAAGCAGAACUUUUUUUUUGAGAACUCCAUAGGCUGUGGAAUUGUCUCCAGGAAUCCCCUCUGGGUUUGACGAGAUUCAUACAGAGAAAUACUUCUUGAUUUUCCCCCUUUCUUUUGCUCAAGAAUUUACCUGUACAGGCGAAACCGCUUCUUUGUUCCCUUUUUUUUCUGUGUUUGUUUUAUUGGGAUUUUCCUCUGGUCCGUUCUUCUUCACCUGUGAGGUGGUGAGAAGCAGAGAGAAUCAUGGGGAAGCAAGGACCCUGCCGUCAUUGUGGAGUCACAAGUACUCCCCUGUGGCGAAAUGGGCCACCAGAUAAGCCGGUGCUCUGCAAUGCAUGUGGCUCGAGAUGGAGAACAAAGGGUUCAUUGGCAAACUACACUCCAAUGCAUCGCAAGGACGAUAUUGAUGACGAUGAACCCAGAGUUAGCAAGCUGAAGCCACCGACAUCAAAGCUGAAGUCACAGAAGAAAAAACCAAAUCACAUUAUAAUGGAGAAUGGGCCAUUUUCUGGUCAGAAUUUCCGAAAGAUGGGGGAUGUCGACCAAAGUUAUCGGUCUAGUUCGGGAUCUGCAGUAUCAUACUCUGAGAGUUGUGCCCCAUAUGGUGCUGCUGAUGCAAGUGAAAUGACUGGUUCAGCACAGUCGCAUGCUUGGGAGUCCCUAGUGCCAUCAAGAAAGAGGAGCUGUGUCACCCGUCCGAAGCCUUCCCCUGUAGAAAAGCUUGCAAAAGAUCUAAACUUCAUCAUGCAUGAAGAGCAGUUAUAUUACCCUUCAGGAUCAUCGGAGGAAGACCUACUAUACCAUAGUGAAACUCCUGUCGGUUCCUUUGAGAUGGGCUCUGGAAGUGUGCUUCUAAGACAUCCAAACUCGAAAUCACUGGAGAAAGAAUCAGAAGCAAGCUCUAUUCCUGCAGAUAAUAAAUCAUAUAUUACAAGUGAAUCCUACUCGGGCUCUGCCUCGUUUGCCAUUCACAAUGGAAACAAGGCAGCAAUUAACUUAAACGCUUCAAAUGCAAGGCUGAAGAAGUCGCCGCUGCAUAUGGAAGACAAUGCUAGAAGGGGAGUAGGGAGCAUCAGUGGUCCGGAAGGCUUUACCAAGUCUACUAUGAAACCACUCAAAAGACCCCGUGACACCCAAUUUCAGAUUGAUGCAGAACUAGAAGGUACCAUGAGGAGUCCUCUAAGAGGUCUAAAAUCUGGUGCUUUGGCUCAGUUUGAAAGUUCAUCUUUGCCAAAAUCUGGCUACACCACCAAAGAUUCAACCUGCACUGGAGGAGCACUUAAUUUAUUCAUGUUACCCCCAGAAAAGUUAUUAGUGGUCCCUCCUCAGUAUGUCGACCCUGAUCAAGACUUGCUGCUGGAGAUACCUCUCAAUGCACGACACCCAGAGGCAGAACUUCUGUGUCAACCAUCUCAGCUGAUGAGCUCUAUAAGCCGCAGCUCCACCUCUAUGGGUGGGGUUGCUGAAGGAGAAGGGUGCCUGAAGCAACCAUAGUCUCAGGUCACAUCAGCAAGGAGCUUAGGAACAGCCAGUAGUUGCAGUUUACUUUAGCCUCCUGGAUCUUGACGCCUCCAUUUACUGAUCACCAAUGGGCGUUAUGCAUCCGUCAUUCCCUAAUUUACAUAACAAUGUGCGUCAUCUUCCAACUUGGCGAAUUGUCCGUUCAGCUAACAUUUGUAGCAUGCUUUUGGAUUGGGUUUCUGCUGGUUGUCUGUAGCAUAUGGUCCGUGGAGAAAGUAUUAUCUCCGUGUGAAAAAAAUAUCACCUUAUUGCAGGGAAAUGAAAAAAAGAGGAUACUGGAGAGUUAUG
This is a messenger RNA of Zea mays, 1933 nucleotides long. RefSeq lists its product as uncharacterized. Gene Ontology annotation, molecular function: sequence-specific DNA binding; zinc ion binding. The record is from RefSeq and is marked validated. Lineage: Eukaryota; Viridiplantae; Streptophyta; Magnoliopsida; Poales; Poaceae. Gene Ontology annotation, biological process: regulation of DNA-templated transcription.